Messenger RNA from Zeugodacus cucurbitae (melon fly), 16348 nucleotides. RefSeq lists its product as uncharacterized. The coding region runs from base 13727 to 15796 and encodes 689 amino acids. The record is from RefSeq and is a predicted model, not a curated record. Gene Ontology annotation, cellular component: nucleus. Gene Ontology annotation, molecular function: DNA-binding transcription factor activity, RNA polymerase II-specific; RNA polymerase II cis-regulatory region sequence-specific DNA binding. NCBI's taxonomy places the organism in Eukaryota, Metazoa, Arthropoda, Insecta, Diptera, Tephritidae. The transcript is spliced from 2 exons. Gene Ontology annotation, biological process: regulation of transcription by RNA polymerase II; cell fate commitment.
UAGUAACGCAUAGUUUAAAAAUAUUAUAAAACUCUAAAUUAAUUAACUAAAUUUAUUUAAUAAUCGAGUAUUUGUUACGUUGCAAUAAAUAUAUUUUUACAGCGAAUUUAAAUAAUAGCAAUUAAGCAUAUACAUUUCAAGACAAAAUGCUUUUAAACAAGUUUGCUACAAAAAUAAUUUUUUAAUAGCGCUUAGUUUAAAUUUUUAAGUUUAAAUUUUCAGAAAAUUCAAAAUGAAUGGGAAAUAUUUAUUAUCAUUCGAAAGCACAUUCUUUGGCAUUUUUUAAGGCUAUCUCUUUCAACUGUUGGCCGCGACUACGUCUCUGUUGGCCCAUCCGUUGAGUAAAAUUUUCGAUAACUCGUUCGAGCAUCUCGACUGGGGACUGGCGUAUGACACGCAUGUUGUUUUGCUCCAAGGCCUGAAUCGAAGCGCGAUUGGCUGCAUAGACCUUAGACUUUACAUAUCCGCACAGGAAAAAGUCUAACGGUGUGAUAUCACACGAUCUUGGUGGCCAAUCGACCGACAACUAUCUACUCACCGAAGUGUUCUCUCAAUAAAUCCAUUGAUUAAUGCGUUGGGUGGUUAUUGGCGACGGUUUGUUGUAACCAAAUAUAACCGAGAUCACGAGCUUCAAUUUCAGGCACUAAAUAGUCGGUCAUCAUGGCGCGAUGACAGUCGUCAUUGAUGGUUACGUACUCACCGGCAUCAUUUUUGAAUAAAUAUGGAGCGCUGAUUCCACCAAACCACAAACCGCACCACACCGUUGUUUUUCCUUUAUGAAAUGACAGCUCUUGAGGUCUCUUCAGGUUGCUCUUCGUUGCAAAUGCGGCAAUUUUGCUUGUUUAUAACCCAUUGAGCUAGAAAUGAGCCUCAUCGCUGAACAAAAUUUGCCUCUAAAACGUCGGACUUUCAUGGAACGUUUCCGAGUCCGAGUUCCUGCGAACGGCGCCGCAUCGACUUUCCACGGUCUUCGUGUACACUCUCUGCUACGGCUAUCACAUUCCUUCACGGCAUGCUGGACGUGGUCUAUUCGAUCGAAUAUUAUCCCAUAAUGAAUGCUGUGCCUCAAGAUGGGUGUUGGUGUUACGAAUAGUACGCUCAGUAGGCCGAUUUUGUUAACCAUAAGUUGAGCGACACAGUCUUUACAUAACGUUAAUUUUCGUAAGAAAGUUGUAAACAUUAUUCAGGCGUAAGUCUUUCCAUAACGAAAUGCCAAACAAUACUGAACAAAAAUAGCAUGACAGCUUGACAAGGCUUGCGCGUGAUCUGUCAAUAAAAGCCUAUUGAAAAAAGUACCUUUACCUGGAUCACACUUUAUUAUCCGGCCAUAAAUUAAGUAUCUAAAUUAACUAAUUAUAAACACUUAUGAAAUAAUGCAUAGAUCUCCAAGGCCUUUUAUUACAGCAGGAAGGAGAUUAAUUUACAAGCACAAAAAAUUUUGGAGCGCGCCCGGUGUAGACCCGAAUGCAGUGGUGCUGUAGUGGGUAAAGCUUUUAGUUUUUUGCACAAUAUGUUGCGCACGAAAUCAUCGAUAAGGUGCCGGAUUAAGCCAGCAUCGCCUCGCCUGUAGCAAAUGCUGUCAAGAGGCGCUUGAUAUGCUAUAAGCAAAGCUUGAUUCUCAAGUUAAGGUUAUUAAUUAAUUUUUUUUUUUGGACUUAAUGUGGCUGUAUUUACUAAUAAAAUUUUCAAUAACCACUUUUUAAGCAUACUAUAGAUUCAGCAAACUGCGAUGAUUAGGAGGUUCUUGGCGCAUUGUGUUUCUAAGGAAUUAUUUAAUAAAAGUUUAUGAAAUUGCAGUUCCAGUUUCUUGCUGUCAAUAAGAGUAGCCACAAAUGUUUUCAGCAGUACGUGGCCUAGGCUGUUCUCCAGAUCAUGUUCGUAAGCACUGACCAUACUUGAGGGCGUUUUCCAAAAUCUCUUCUGUUUUAGGGAAUUUUAGCUGUCGAAAUAUGCCAAAAGCACCAGCAAUUUUAUGAAAUGCUUCCAGCAAACAGUACGUUAUCAUUAAUGAGAAUAACAAGCUGUAUUUCAAAGCGUUGUACAGGUGUUUCCGGGUUCUCAAAAAUGUCGUCGAGUGCAGUAGAACCUCUGAAAUGGUUGUACUUUGUCUUAAUGGCUAAAAAUGUGGAUCGCAGUGCUUGAACGUAAUCAUGUAAAGGUUAAUAAAGGGCGUAUCAUGUAUUAAGAUCUUGAUCAGAAGACUUGAGCGAAUUCGCUUGGAAACGUGCUAGAAUUCUGUUCCUUGUAAUGUAAUUAGUCCCGUUUCUAACUUAUUCGUCUUUGAAACUAGUACGUAUCCUUUCUUACGGCGCUCUACUUUUUGAACCACGUUAUUAGCAUGCCUUCCAAAACUUGCUUAAUAGUGAUAAAACCAUUUUAAAGCCCUUUCGUAGCAUCAGAGCGGGUUGGCCACCAAUGUCCGUUAACAUUUUCAAAAUCGAAAUUUUUGAAGUAGAAUCUUUCCAUGCGUUCAUAAGAAGGCCCUAUUGAUAGGUAGAAGCCUAGAAGAAGAAAGAAGAAAUGUAUAGAGGCUUUUAACGAAAUCGAAGAAAAGAAACUUUUUCUGUACAUCAGUCUGCAGCGCAGGGAAUACAUAUUUUUUGUGUACUUAUUUAUUGCCUUGAUUCGUGUUGUAGGACGCUGUAUUUUCCAAUAAUGUGGCUGGCAUUAUCGUAGCUUUGUCCACGUCAAUCUUUGAUAUCAACGCCACGCUCACUUAAGAAAUCUUGUAAACUUUCAGCGAUUUAUUCAGCAGUAUAACUUUCCCUGUACAAGAACUCAACGAAUGUUUCCACCGGUCCAGUUGAUAGAACGUAGCGCACUAACAGAGUCAGUUGGUCUACAUGCGGCAUAUCUGGACGCAAGACCAAGUUCUGCUAUAAAACUUUAUUACUGCAAUGAUUCGUUGCAAGAGUAGCGUCAUUUUUUUACGAUCGACCAGGUGUUGGACCGGUUCCCGUAGCAUUUGCUACUCUUACUACGUGUCUAAACCGGCACUGUAUCGAUAGACAUAUGGAUAAUGUGUAAGAGCCCAUAAGCCUAACUUCUGAUACGCGAUUACUUGAAUCACAAUAGAGGUUUUUUAAUAAAACUUCGUGGCAGUUUCCUUCUUACACUGCAGUGGUUGGAUUUGCAACUCAUAAAAAUCUAGUUUUGUUAUAAAUUCAGCUACUUGUCGAUUAUUAAAUUUAAGUUACCGGUAAUUUUUUUGGAAUCACAAAGGAGCUCAAUAGUCUAAGUGUGUUAACUUUGGGAACAGCCAUCGAACCUAACCGAACCGAACAUAACGUUUAACACGCCCAACCCUGGGAAGUACUUAAAAUGACGAAACCCUCUAACGGAGAUCAACGCACCAGAGUUGCACGUCAGUCCGUUUACAAAAUUUUGGUUCUAUCGUACCUAUGUAAAAAUCAAAGAAAAGUCACAGCAGUUUAUGAUUCGAUGGCUAUUUUAAUAUUUUUAAUAUGUAAAACAAAAUGAGAUCGAUCUUGAGUAAUAUAUUUCAAUUUGAUAGAGAUAACGAAACAUCGAGAAUUCCGGUUGCCUGUCUGUCCGUCCCUCUGUCCAAGUAAGCAAUAAUUUCAGAAAAAAUUGUGGUAUCCCAAUAAAACUUGGUGAAAUUAAAUAGUAUAAUCUAACACAAAACUUAAAUCAGUGAAUCACAGUUGAGGAGGUGACCUGUAAGUCGCUAGGUAGAAGUGCAGAUUUAUUUUUGUUUUGGGCUCAAUUAGCACUAGCUGUGCCAUUUUGAAGCACUAAUCGCAGACCUUUAUAAUACUGAUAUCACGUUUCAUCUUUUCGUUCAAACCAUUUUGUGCUUUCGAUGAAGCUAUUAAUAUUCUUGUAGGGUUCUCCAAAUGGCCAGUGGGUGUAUGUCUGAAAAUACUUUUCCUGGACCUAUUUAGCUACUAGCUGGAGUUUGUCUUCCAGUGAGUUCAAUGCCUUUUUGCAAUUUUGGACUAUGCUGGAAUUAAGAAAAAAGCCAGCAGAGCCGCCCUCAGUUAUACAACAGAGCUUCACAGGUCCACUCUAUGACCAGUACUUCCGCUUCGAAGUUGCUAUCCGAGUUCGGUAGACGUAUAGGGGGGGAUGAUAUGACCUGUAGUUAAACAAAUGUGAUGUUGUGGGUGUGAACCGACACAUUUAAUUUGUUAAGUAUACAUUUCUUAAAAAUUGUAAACUUAGUGAAAACAUUUCCUUCAAGUGUGGAAAUAGGAGAGCUCUAUAGACUUGAAUACGAUCCUGUGAAAAAUUGUACUACAAACUUUUACGUGAAAUGUGGCAUCUAUGAGUUUAUGAGUUUAUUUUAGAAAUCGGAGAUAACUUUCUAAGCCCCGGAUACCUCAUAGCGUGUGCGUGGCUGUGUAAUAUGCGGUAAUGAAGUGGGCUCAGAAGAUUUUUUCAUUUAGUAUAUAACUGGCAUGUAUGAACGCAUGUAGCAUAAAAAUAUUGUUUUUUACAAUUUUAGUUUGAAGAAAACAAACAAUAACAAACACAAUAAAUACAUACAUAUAUAAUUAUAACUCCAUUUCCAGGACAACAAUUGUGGUUUUGUUCCGAAUACAGGAAUUUGCUUCGUCGAUUUUAUUUUUAUUCUGCUGAACCCGUCUCUUGCCGGUUUGUCACAAACUGUUGAACUACCUUCCGUAACAAGUUUUAUAUCUCUCUCCCCACUGCUUAUGUGUGACAGCGAUAUUUUUGAAUGGACAUAUCUUCGCUCCCAUUAAGAAAGUUUUUCCACAUUUCUUUGUCGCUGAACUACAUUGUGCAUUGAGGAAGGAGACUCAGUUAUAUCUGAAGACUAUUAUUAUUAGCUCAUAGUAUUCUGUAGCUUCAAAUGUAUGUUUUGGUUUUACAGACUCUCUUAAUUCUGUCUCUUUGUACACUUUUCCUGUUUUAAAAAUACUUCACCCCUUAAUGAUGCUUGCUCUCAUCAUGCAAAAUAGUCAACCGAAUGUGUAGAGUAUGAAUUUCGUGCUGUAGUUUAAAAAACAAUAGAUUUUAUCACGGAACGCAUGUAGGUCGUCCCACCUCUUUAUCAUGUUAAUAAUGUGUUCUGGUCCGUUUUUACAAAUAAUGUAAGCUAGAUGUACUAAUAAUAUAAUGUUAGCACAAGUUAGCCAACAUGAAACGAUUUGCCAAAUUUCGUACAAAUAACUUUGAUCAGUACUCAGAAUUGUCGUGUUCAUAUAAUUCAAAAUAGUCUCAAUCAAGUUGAAAUCAAUCAAAGUAAAUAUUCACAGUAUUGUAACAUCUUACCAUUAUGCUCUGAAUAGGUGCCAGAAGUAAAGUUAGGCGCGAAGAGAUCUUACCGAUAGGCACUGAAUAAGUGACAGAAGAGAAGCGAAGAAGUGUUACAGUGACAGUUCAUUAGCAUACACCAAACAAAUAAACCGCUGCAGUGGUAGGUAGGUAGGUACGAUAUGGCCCAAUUAGCACUAGAUAAGGCGGCGGGCCGAUGGAUUACCGGCCGAGCUAUUCAAAUACGGCGGCGAAGAGCUGAUAAGGUGCUUGCAUCAGCUUCCUUGCAAAAUAUGGUCGGAAGAAAACAUGCCUGACGAUUGGAAUCUCAGUGUACUCUGCCCAAUACACAAAAAGGGAGACCACACAAUUUGCGCCAAUUACUGCAACCAAAUACAAAAUGUAUUAAUCUGCCAGACAAUUUAUGAUCUAUUAUUCUAAACAAAAAUUAAUUAAUUGAGAUGCAAAUACAAAAUAACUACUUGGGUCAUAACUGAUUUAGUAAUCCCGAUACUUUUCAGGAAAAGAUUUUAAUGUUGACAACAUUAACUUCAAGAAACAGCUAUAAAAUUGUGUCUAUAUUUUUAAAUAAUUAGUUACUCCCUAAAUUAUGUCACUUUAUCACAUAGUUCACCAGAAUAGAAUUUAUUAUAAAUAUACCUUAUCCACAGCAAUGCGCGGCCCGGCCACCAGUCUAUAUAUUUAAAAAUUACAUGUCACGUUGUUUGUCCGGGUUUGGCGCCUAAAGUACUGAACCGAUUUUAAUGAAAUUUUGCACACUCCUGCAGUUUGAUCCAACUUAAAAGAUAGGAUAGUUUAUAUUUCAUUUUAGUCGUAAUGUCUAUCCGUAUAUCUAUUUUGCCAUUCGGUCAAGCGAUAAUUUGAAUUGAAAUCAUGAUAUCUUAAUAAAGCUUCAUGAGCUUCGUUACAAUUAGCAAUAUGAGAUUGUAUUGUAGAUAGGUAAAACCCGACAAAUGAAAAUGGUAUAAAGUCCAUUGAAAGUUGGAAACCCUAAUAUUAGGUUAGAAGCACCGAGGUCCUCAUGUUCGAUAUAUGGGGCCUUAAAAACCUAUGAUCCGAUUUCGGCGAUUUUAAGAAAGGGGCUGACACACUAUAAAUGCAGUAUUUAUGCAAAGUUCUGUUCCAAUAAAUUCACUAGCGCUUACUUUACAUAUUGUAAAGUAAACUAUUCAGGUCGGCUUAAAAGUUCUGGUAUUUGGACGUAAGGAAACUAUGUUUUUUGACCCAUAAGUGGGCGGAGCCACACCCACUUAAAAUUUUGUAUACCAAUUUGGGUGGAGCCCUUCUGGACCUUCUUUAUAAUGAAAUUUAAGGUUUCUGGUGUUUUCCCUUACUGAAUGAAAGUAUUUUUAGUCGUUUUCAACAUAACCUUUGUAUGGGAGGUGGGCGUGGUUAUAAUCCGAUAUUCUCCAUUUUUGGACUAUAUAAGGAAAUGCCUGAACGACUCCUGAGAAUUUCGUUGAUAUAGUUUUAGUAGUUUACGAGAUAUGUACAAUAAACUUAGUAGGGGGCGUGGCCAUGCCCACUUUCCCAAAAAAAUUACAGCGAAAUAUGCCACUUCCUAGAACAAUCCUUUGUACCAAAUUUUAUUACCAUAGCUUUAUUUACGGCUUAGUCAUGGCACUUUAUGUGUUUUCGUUUUUCGCCAUUUUGUGGGCGUGGCAGUGGUCCGAUUUUGCUCAUCUUCGAAAGCAACCUUCCUAUGGUGCCAAGAAACAAGUGUUCCAAGUUUCUUCAAGAUAUCUUAAUUUUUACUCAAGUUACAGCUUGCACAGACGGACGGACGGACAGACAGACAUUCGCAUUUGAACUACACUCUUCACCCUGAUCACUUUGGUAUAUAUAACCCUAUAUCUGACUCGUUUAGUUUUGGGUGUUACAAACAACCGUUAUGUGAAUAAAACUAUAAUACUAUCUUUAGCAACUUUGUUGCGAGAGUAUAAAAAAGACUUUUGCAAAAGAGAUUCACAGCACGGAAGGACAUUAGAAUUUACACAUUUUUGGUAAGUGGACGUGGUCACAGCUCUACAUCCGUCUGCCCGGUAAAACAAUUGGUCAAGCGAUAAUUUGAUGUGGAUAUCCUAAUAUAACCUAGAUCACACUUAAACCUUGAUACUACUCGUAUGAGAAGGUUAGUAUUGGUUAAUUGUUUGAUAAAUUGGCGAGAAAAAACCAUAGACUGAGUUUUGGUGUAUUUAUCGCAAACCACUAAAGCUGACGGAAAACUUGGAAAGUAUUAGUCUUCUUAAGUUUGUAGAGAAAGGCUUCACAAAAAAUAGACAAUGGGCAUAACACGGAGCACUACAAAUAAAUGUAGCCUAUGUUACUCAGGCUGAAUGUAGAUUUCUAAUUGUGAAAUAAUUUAUGAAAUCGGCACAGUAGCUUUCGAGUUUACUCAAUACAAACAUGCAUACAAAUCUUUCCUCUUUAUAAUAGUAGUAUAGAUGACCGACUGAACAGAAUCGGAGGGAGUGUACUGUUUGCUGUCCAUUAUUUAAUUUCAUCUGAAGAAGUAGAUGUUCCCAAUUCGGACUUAAUGCAUACUCAUCAUCAUUUGCAUUAAUUUGGUUAUGUUUAAUUAAUGAUAUGUAUGCAAAUAUAUCUCAUUCCAUGAGUGUUCUUUCAAUUUGCCGUAUGUCUCAUAGCUGAAAACAACAUCCCUUAACCACUUUAUAGAAGAACUGAAUUGGUUCCAAAUUAAUUUAUCAAACCAAAACAAAUUCAUUUCAUUCCCAGCGAUUUCGGAAUUUUCUUAAAUUUAAAUAUUAACAAGUAAGGAAGGGCUAAGUUCGGGUGUAACCGAACAUUUUAUACUCUCGCAAUUUAUUUAUUUAACUUUAUUUAUAUUAUAUAAUACACAAUUUGACCCACAUAUUCAUCAUAUAUAUUGUAUAAAGUCCAUUGAAAGUUGGAAACCAUAAUAUUAGGUUAGAAGCACCGAGGUCCUCGUGUUCGAUAUAUGGGGCCGUAAAAACCUAUGGUCCGAUUUCGGCGAUUUCUAGAAUGGGCUGCCACACUAUAACCAUAUUAUUUGUGUAAAGUUCUGCACCGAUAUCUUCACUAGCGCUUAUUUUAUACAUUGUAAUGUAAACGAUUCAGAUUGUCUUCAAAGUUCUGGUAUAUAGGAAGUAGGCGUGGUUGUGAAGCGAUUUGGCCUAUUUCCACAACAUAUCAUUGGGAUGGAAGUAAACUGUUACAAACCAAGUUUCAUUGAAAUCGGUCGAGUAGUUCCUGAGAUAUGGUUUUUGACCCAUAAGUGGGCGACGACAAGCCCAUUUUCCAUUUUGUAAAAAAAUCUGAGUACAGCUUCUAUCUGCUAUUUCUUAUGUGAAAUUUAGUGUUUCUGACGUUUUUCGUUAGUGAGUUAACCCACUUUUAGUAAUUUUUAACAUAACCUUUGUAUGGGAGGUGGGCGUGGUUAUUAUCCGAUUUCUUUCAUUUUUGGAAUGUAUUAAGAAUAGAAUGUAUUUUUGGAAUGUAUUAAAAAAACGACUGCAGAAAGUUUGGUUUAUAUAGCUCUAUUGGUUUCCGAGAUAUGUACAAAAAACCUAUUUGGGGGCGGGGCCAUGCCCACUUCCUCAAAAAAAUUACAUCCACAUAGCCUCCUUCAUAGUGCGAUCCUUCAUACCAAAUUUUAUUUCCAUAGCUUUAUUUAUGGCUUAGUUAUGGCACUUCAUGUGUUUUCGGUUUUCGCCAUUUUGUGGGCGUGGCCCGAUUUUGCUCAUUUUCGAAAGCAACCUUCCUAUGAUGCCAAGAAAUAAGUGUGCCAAGUUUCAUUAAGAUAUCUUAAUUUUUACUCAAGUUACAGCUUGCACAGACGGACGGACAGACAGGCAUUCGGAUUUAAACUCCACUCUUCACCCUGAUCACUUUGGUAUAUAUAACCCUAUAUCUAACUCGUUUAGUUUUGGGUGUUACAAACAACCGUUAUGUGAACAAAACUAUAAUACUCUCUACAACUUUGUUGCGAGAGUAUAACUAGUCCGAUCCUCCAGUUCGGCCAGCAAAUAAAAGGAAACUACUCUCGAAAUAUAGCCAUCCUACUUGUUGAAAAUCAUCCUACUUCUAACUCUUGUACUAGGCGAAUGCUAUGUUCUUCCGCUGGAAAACUAUUUGGUAACGGUUCCACUCUCCAUUAUGUCACAUAUUGGUGCCAUUUACACAUUGUAUAUGAAACCAUGUCCUCUCUUACCUCUUGGUUUAGAAAAUACAUGGUAGUGUGAUGGGAUUCUAGUCACGGUGGAAUCAGAUUUGUUCUCCUAAGGACCUGACCUUUAUACUGAAAAUCAAUAUAUUCGGUAUAUGCUGGUUAAGAGAGGUUAUGAAUAAACGAAAUCAUCUAUUUUUGUGAAAUUGUGAAUGUAACAUAUCCACACUUCUUCACCAUAUAUCAAAACCGACGUGAAAACAAAUUUAACAAGUAAGAAUAGAUCGAAACUUUUUCAUGUAUGGGUGAAACUUUAAAUUUAAAAAUGUUGUAAAGGUUAUUAGUAUUAAUAUUAGUUAUUCGAAGAAGUGCAGAAUGGAUUACAGCACUUUUCGUUUAAUUGACCCUAUGGUUAAUUGGUUUUCCCGUUUAAUAGAACGGUGUUAUCGGGCAAAAAAUAUAGCAUAUGAAAGCACAUGUAAAUUUUCUCGGAUAAUUGGACUCGGUUAAUUGAUUUUCCCGCUUAGUUGGUUCAUAAUAUAUGUCAUCAAAAAUCAUUUUCCUUUUAAAUUUCCUCGAUUAAUUGCUCCAAAUAAUAUUGUUGAAAAAACUAAUCUUCUAAUCAACACUAUAAUUUUUUAAUAAUAAAUGUGAAUAACAAAUAUAUAUACAUAUGUACAUAAAUAUAUUAAUUUAGUACAUAAAUCUGUUAUUGCAUUUUUUCCUAUAAUGGUAAAAAAUAUUCAAAUAUUUGAAAAACUUUAAGUGCACAUAUGUAUGUAUGCAGUUUCCUUUAAGGGGUUAGGUGGGUUUAAGAGGUUGAAAACAUAAGUAUAUUUACAAUUUCUUUUUGAUGUAUACAAUCAUAUAUUUCAUUCAGCAUAUUAAAGAUACAUAUUUCAGCAGUAUUUUGUGAAAUUUAUAUAUACAAAUUCCGAAAGCUUAACCGUUGGUACCUCAUCUUUCAUAAAGUGUCCAAAAAACGGUUCUUGCCGUGGACAUCAUAACUCAUUAUUGGUUCAUCCAAAUCAAGAAACCAAAAAUAUUUAUUGUUAAUGAACGAGGAAAAAGAAAAGAUUAAAAUUGAAUUUUUUUGUGGUCAAAUUUUCGCCAUAUACUGACUCAAUGAAAUAGUUGUAAUAAAGAUGAAAUUUUUCAACAAAAUCGCUUCAUAACUUUUCCAGAAAUCGUGUCCACUGACUUCAAAAUUUAGCUACGUGUUUGGUGGAUUUGGCAGAGAUUGUUUUGAGCUAGCCCCUACGGCCAAACUUAAUUCGAAUUUAUGCAUAUAUAUUUAUAUAUUUAUAGAAACUCGGUAAUUCGCCUCAAGAGAAACUUUUAAAACUCGACUGUCCCAGUUUUUUGCAAAUAACAACGAGGGUUUCUAUAAGAAUGACAUGAAAAAAUCUUCAAAAUCGCAACAAGUUGUUGGACAAAACUGGGCAUAUAUCAAAUAAUUCGGAACAACCUAAUAGAAAUAAAAAAAAUAAUGAUUUGUUUAGUCAAAUAUGAAUCAAACCUUGUUUUAUAAGGUGAACAGACGAAUUAAUAUAUUAAGCAUUAAAAAUCAAGAAAGUAAAAAGACUGAUUUAAGUGACAUUUGGAAUAAAUAAUUAAUUAAGAUAUGGACGAUGCCGACGCUGAAAUUUUUGGCGAUACCAAAACCGAUAACCAGAUUUUACCAAUUAUUUGAUCAGAGACACACUAUCAUAAAAAAUGACUAAAGUUCAAUAGAACAUCUGAGGGAUUUACCGAUAUUUUCAGUAAAAAUUAGCCAAAAGCACUGAUUAUGUCCCUCUCUAACAUGAUCCUAUGUUCUGACUUUCAUAGUUAUAACUUUAAUUCUUGUUUAGUUAUAGUAGCCCUCCCCUAAGUGCUAAGGCACAUGUGUACCAAGUUUCUAAAGUCAUCAUUAUCGUCCUAUUCUUUAAUAGCUGAAAGAACUCUACACUAACAACGGGUUUUAGUAAGAGUAGCAUACUGAUGUUAUAUACACAGACAUGAUAUGCCACUGAAUCUUAAAAAAUGUUAAACGAUAUGAUUUUCAGGUAGAUCUGUAGACCCUUCUACAUAUAUACAUAUGUUAUAAAAAACUUUAGUUUGGAACAUGUUAAUUGGUUGUAGAAGCUAAAAAUGCUCUUGGCUUUAUUAAAACUUGAUUUGUUGCUGUCACACACCGAUAUCUGAAUCGCAAUCUAACCGUUUAUGAGAUAAGUACUUACACGCCUUCUUCCAUGUCCAUUUAAAAUUUUGUAUACCAUUUUGAGUGCAGCUCUUCUGUACCAUCUUUACAAUGAAAUUUAAGGUUUCUUGUGGUUUUCCUUACUGAAUUAAAGCAUGUUUUCAACAUAACCUUUGUAUGUGAGGUGGGCGUGGUUAUAAUCCGAUUUCCUAGAUUUAUUGACAGUAUAAGGUAGUACCUAAAAGAAAGGACUCUAAAAAGUUUCCUUGACAUAGCUUUAGUAGUUUACGAGAUAUUUAAAAAAACCUUAUUAGGGGGCGGGGCUACGCCCACUUCCCCAAAAAAAAACAUACAAAUAUACCCCUUCAUUGUGCGAUCCAUGAUACCAUUUCUUUGAAUAGCUUAAUUUAUGGCUUAGUUAUAGCUCUUUAUACGUUUUCGGUAAUUGUCAUUUAGUAGGAGUGGCAGUGGUCCGAUUACGCCCAUCUUCGAACUUAAUCUUCCUAUAGUGCCAAGAAAUACGACUUCCAAGUUUCAUCAAGAUAUCUAAUUUUUUGCUCAAGUUACAGCUUGCACGGACGGACGGGCAGACGAGCAGAUAUAUUGAUAUAUAUAACCCUAUAUCUAAAAAACUACAGCGGAACUUCUACUACAAAAACUUCGAGAAUUUUCAUUAAAGCAAAAAUUUUUUCGAAAAGCAGUAAAAUAUAUAUUUAUACCCAGUUUUAUUUAUUUAAUCCGCAAAAAGUUUCAUACGUUAAAACAUGUAUUUUAAAUUUUGUUUGUUGCAGUUUGCAAUUGUUUGGCUCUUGACGCUUGUAUUCCAUACCUUUGUUACAUGAUUUAUGCAAUUCAUAAGUGUAAUAUCAUAUUUUUUGUUCGCAAUAAGAUCCAUAAGAUAUAGAGGGACUCUUCUAAAAUUCCACCUCGAUAGAAAAUUUUUAAAUUUUGUAUUAUGCCCUGACCAAAAAGUUCGAUUUAUGGAAGGAAAUUUGUAUGAAAGUUGCCUUCUAUUGCCACUUCAAAAGUUCGAGUUAUGGAGAACUUCGAGUUAGGGAAGGAUAUUUUUAUGAAAUUUGGCUUCUAAACGCUGUUGCCAAUUCAAGUGUUCGAGUUAUGGAGAUCUUCGCGUAAUGGAAGUUCCACUGUAUAAUACUCUCUUUAGUAACUUUGUAGCGAGAGUAUAAAAAUCCAACGGAUUUCGUUAUAUAAUCUUGUAAUGAUUCGAAGGAAUACUCAAAACUAUUUUUUUUACAAAAUGGUGGUAUUCAAAAAAUUGAUUUUCUGAGAAUUCUAUGUAGAUUUAACUUUAGUUUAAAUUUGGGAGCAUUUUUGGUAACAUGAAUGUGAUUAUAGUGUUCUAAAGGAAAAUGGUGGGAUAUUGAUGUUGCCCAAAACCUUAAAUAAGAUGCAGAAUGCGGAAAUGAUGAAUUUCUAACUACGAGACCGAAUAGAACGAAAUUUUGUUAGUUAGCAACCCCUUGACCCAGUGUGAUAUGAGCGUCAUCAGAUUAAAACUACGUCCAGCUAAAAUAGAACGUUAUUUAAAUACGAACUGCAGUAUGCGCAAAAUCAUUAUCAGGUGCAUCACAAUGCAUCAAUUAUAUCGACAAGAGUUUGCAAAUGGCUGUUCACACUAGUGCAACGGAUCAAAUGUCAAGAACGCAACCAGAAACUCCAAAAGUGUUACUUUGUUUUUGAGUGCAGCAUAAAUGGUUCACAAUUUUUACAAACUCGAAUGGUCGGCAGCGUUUGUUCUUUGACCGAUUAAGUGUUAUGUGCAUUCGAAAAUAACUGGUCUGGGAAAUGUUAUUCCGCAUUAUUCGGAGCAACUCUAUUAUAUAACGCAAGAUAUCUAUAUAUGACAUAAUCUUAUUUUUUUCUGGUGCAUCAAACAUAACAUCGGUAAAUUAUUUAUACUCAUAAUCAUUAACGUUGGACUACACAAAAAAACUGCUACUAAUCUAUGUAUCAGGAAAAUAUAAAGUCAGUACAUUUUGCUGCAUUAAUUCCAUUUCUGAGACAAUUAAAUAAUUUCAAGCCAUUAUCCCGCUUAAAACUGGCUGUACAGUCGCUCAUUUAUAAACGUAUUGUACACAAUAAGAAACCACAUUUUCCAGCCAGCAUCUUAAAUUAUGCAGCCUAUGUGGUCUACAGCUGCCGUUGCUGCUGCGCAUAUACAAGCUGCUUUGGUAGCCGCUGCUGCAGUCGCCAGCAGUAGUAAUAGCAAUAGUAGGAUUAGUCCAAUUAAUUAUAAAUCCACCAAGUGCAAGGCCAUCAUAAAUAGUAAUAACGGUAGACGUGACAGCAUAAGUAGGAGUGCUAGCAGAGAGGAAACAGAGUCACCGAAAUAUAACGAUAGUAAUGCUGGUGAUAACUUUCCAUUGUCGACACCUGUGCCAAUAUUAUUAUAUGCAUCCGAUGGUGGUGUCACUCCACCGGAAUCUCCCAUGACUCAUUUGAAUUCGGUUUAUCACAAUAAAUUUCGCGUGUCACAGUUAGAUAAUGAUGAAACAGUCAGCUCGAAUGAAAGGCGACAAUCAGAAUUAAUUAAAACCUAUGAAAGAGGUGAAGAAGCCAAUGAUGCAGAAAUUGCGGUAACCGAUACACCGCUCAAUUUGUCUAAAAAUCAAUUUUCGCCAUGUCCUUCUCCACCAACCUUUACAACUAGCUCUCCUGGCUUGCAGAAACAACGCGAGGUAUUGGCUUUAUUAACGUCAUCUUCACCGAUAUCUUGGUCAGUACCGGCAGAAAACUUGCAUGCAGACAUCAAAACUGACGAUACGUCAAGCGGAUUGCAUUUACAGAACCCAAUGGUAGUAGCACCUGCCACAGCAGUAGGUUUACCGGGACAAUUCUUACCAUACACAGCCAAACGUCAGCUCCAAAAACAUAUCACAGUAGCAAGGACAACAGGUACCACAGCCCAACGAAGUUCACCGCCAUGCAGUGAGCAAAGACGUACGCGUUCAACUAAUGAUGUAUUUGUCGAAACUGAUACAAAUCUAUUGGCAUGCCGUAUGUGGAGUGCAGCUGUUAAUGGACCAGAUACUGUAACAGAUCCGUUAAAUCAUCAUCCUACGCCACAUUUGUAUCAAACAACUUCAAAUUUAGGUUCAAUUGUGCAAAUAGCCUACCGGAGAAGUCCUGAAGGAAGCAAUCCAGACGAUGAUAUAACUACAGAGAAUAUACGCUUUGCAAACACAAUAAGAACAAACUGUGAUUCUAUAUUGAAAUGCGUUGAGAAAUUGGACGAGCAGAAAACAGUCUCAGACCAACAUCAAUCUCUAUCCAUUCACCAUCAGCAAGAACAUAACAAAAACAACCACCAUCAACACGCUCACGUUAAAAAUGAACAUGCAUUUUCGCAAAACGCGCACACCCUACGUCAAAAGCAACAAGAACAACAACUGCUGCGACAAGAUGUGCUCAGCAUUGCUGAAUCGAUAGAUAUUAUGUACGACAAUGGUCAUAAAAACAAAAAUCAUUCAAUGGUGGCAAAUAACUCGAAGCUACAUGUCGUACACGCCGUUCCGCACAUAAAGAGACCCAUGAACGCUUUUAUGGUAUGGGCCAAAGAUGAACGGCGAAAAAUAUUAAAAGCCUGUCCAGAUAUGCAUAAUUCAAAUAUUUCGAAAAUACUUGGUGCGCGUUGGAAGGCCAUGACGAAUGCGGACAAGCAACCAUAUUACGAAGAACAAUCGCGCCUGUCAAAAUUGCAUAUGGAACAACAUCCUGACUAUCGUUAUCGGCCACGCCCAAAACGCACAUGCAUCGUGGAUGGUAAAAAAAUGCGUAUAUCGGAAUAUAAGAUUUUAAUGCGCAAUCGGCGGGCCGAAAUGCGCCAGUUGUGGUGCCGUGGUAAUAUCGUUACAGGUGGGGUAACAAAUAAUAGCAAAUCGAACAGUGCCGCUGCACAAUUACUUAGCGAUUCGGAUAUUAUCGUUGGUUGUAAUGUCCAAAGUUCCACUGCAUUAGCUUACCAUCUACAAGAUAUGGAUCAUUCCAUUAAUGUCACAACAGCUGCAACAAUGGGCGUGACCCCAGACAAUUCGAAUGUGGUUAUGGAAGGAGGGGCGGUCAAUUCGAAUGGGGUGACAUCGCUUAGCGGUAACUAUUAUUACCCGCCUGAUAGUAUGUCAACGCACUCCGGUUUUUCUUCAGAGGGGAACACUCCCAGCUUCAGUUCGCGCGAUGAUGAUUGAAAAUAUUCGUACAAAAUAAUAUAUACAUCUAAUAUUAUCAAAAAAUACCAUUACUUAGUCAUACAAAGCUAAUACUUAGUAAUAAUAAAUAUGUACUUAAGCAAUUUUAUUGAACCAUGUGCCAUUCUCACUACGUAUACAAAGAUAAUAAAAUGCACAAAUAUAAAUGCAUAUGAUACAUAUACAUAAGUCUGUGUAUACAUUGAAUUUUUACACAUAUUUUUAACCCUCUAGAAUCUUGUCCAAAGUUAUGUUAUAUUUAAGCUAACAUCUAUUUAUUUAGUUAAUUAAAUUUUUGUACACAUCUUAAUUUUUUAAUGCUUUGAUACGUUCUUAUUUUAUGUACAAAUUAUAUAAGCAUAAACUUAAAAGCCUGGAAAAAAGAAAAUGUUUAAAAUUCCAACUCUCAUCCAAGGAUAUCUAUUGUGCCAUAUGCUAAAGGUAGUAGAAUAAAUGAUUCACAAAACAUACUCGUGUGUACUCAUUGGGUAGGCUACAAUUAUGUUCUGCAAACAUUGAUCAAGAAUAAAGAUUAUUACUUGAAUACAAAUA